Fusarium fujikuroi IMI 58289 is the source of this 363-nucleotide messenger RNA. RefSeq lists its product as uncharacterized. The record is from RefSeq and is a predicted model, not a curated record. The coding region runs from base 1 to 363 and encodes 120 amino acids. The transcript has a single exon. NCBI's taxonomy places the organism in Eukaryota, Fungi, Ascomycota, Sordariomycetes, Hypocreales, Nectriaceae.
AUGGCACAUCAGCCCACAGUCCAUUAUACAGUUGACCCUUCCACCAACCCCGAAUCAUGGCCACCACCAGCUCCAGGAUUUGGCACAGUCAUCAACAGAGUCAAUGUAAUCUUUAUCAACAUCAACGGAACCUCUAACUUCACCAUCCUGCGAACCGGCACCAAUGAACAUGUUCACCAUGCGGUCACUCAGGUGACGAAGCAUAUAGCGCGAGGCCUUUAUCGAAUUAUCAGCAUGAAUGUCAGCGAAUACUCGUGCGUGGUGGUUAUGUCUACGGAGAAGUCGAAGGAAGAACUUCUGUUUAGGAAUGGGUUUCCUUGGGACAGGCCAAAUGAUCCUCAGCCAGAUGUGGUUUUGACUUAG